GGGCUUUGGUGACAUCACGACAAGUUGCAAAUAUAUUUUCUGGUGGAUUUUUAAUUUGUGUCAGGCGUUGAACCAAACCCAAGCCAAGACCUCGAUUACAUCCAGUGAUUAAAAUUGAUUUCAUUUUUUUUUUCUAUUAUAUUUUCUUGUAUUUAUAUUUUUACUUUGGGAGGUUUAAAUUAUUAACGAGUUAUUAAAAUAUAUCGACAAGAUCACAAAACACACACUUAUGAGCUCGUGAUUUUGUGAUGUCAGAUAUUGCUUAGUCACAGUUUAUAAAAAAAAACAUUGAUCCACGGAUAUUCGUAAAUAAUAUCAAGAAAUAUACGUGACGUUAUUAUCAAGUAUACUUGUGUUAAAUCUCAACAAUUAUACGCGUAGGAAAAAAAAAUAUAACUUUUAUUGUAAAACUUGAUUUGAUAUAGAUGGGAAAAAGUAAAAAUUAAAUUGUAAAUAGCGAUUGUAAAAAUAAGAGUGUUCCAUGGCGACUUUAACGUUUAUGACAUGUCGCCUUGCAUCAUUUAGGAGUAUUGGAACACAAAAGUUUAAAUUAUUUGAUAAUAAAUACAAUAUUUUUAUUAGACCAAACAAAACACUGAUGACAGCUAAUAAAACAUUUGUUGCUUGUUUAUGCACUGAUGCUAAGUAUCAAUAUGAUCUGGUGGUUAUUGGAGGUGGUUCAGGUGGUUUGGCAGCAGCCAAAGAAGCCGUUGAACUUGGUGCAAAAGUAGCUGUGUUUGACUAUGUAACACCAUCACCACAAGGUACAAAAUGGGGUCUUGGUGGUACAUGUGUAAAUGUUGGAUGUAUCCCUAAAAAAUUGAUGCAUCAAGCAGCUUUAUUGGGUGAGGCUAUUCAUGAAGCAACAGCAUUUGGCUGGCAAAUAUCAGAACCAGAAAACAUUAAAAAUAAUUGGGAAAGCUUACGUUCUGCUGUACAAAAUCAUGUUAAAUCAGUUAACUGGGUAACACGUGUUGAAUUGAGAAAUAAAAAAGUUGAAUAUAUCAAUGCAAAUGGAUACUUUAAAGAUGCUCAUACUGUUGCUGGUCUUAUGAAAAAUGGUGAUGAAAAAAUUGUCACUGCUGAUAAAGUAAUUAUUGCUGUUGGGUGUCGUCCAAGAUACCCAGACAUUCCUGGUGCAAUUGAGCAUGGUAUCACUAGUGAUGAUUUGUUUAGUUUGAAAAAUGCACCAGGAAAAACGCUUGUUGUUGGUGCUGGUUAUAUUGGUCUGGAAUGUGCUGGCUUUUUAAAUGGUCUUGGUUUUGAAACAACAUUAAUGGUACGAUCAAUUAUUCUUCGUGGUUUUGAUCAACAAAUGGCUAAUCUUGUUGCUGAAGAAAUGUCACAACGUGGCAUUAAUUUUGUCUAUCAGGCUAAACCAAAAGCUAUAAAAAAACAAGAAGAUGGACGUCUUCUUGUUCACUGGGUUGACAAGGAUGGACAAGUUUAUGAAGAUAUUUAUGAUACAGUUUUGUUUGCCAUUGGAAGACAAGCAUUGACACCAGAUCUUAAACUUGACAAUGCUGGUGUUAAAGUUGUUUCUGAAACAUUUAAAAUUGCUGCUGAAAAUGAAGAAACAAAUGUUUCAAAUAUUUAUGCUGUUGGAGAUGUUCUUCAUAAACGUCCAGAAUUAACACCAGUUGCAAUUCAUGCUGGUAAAUUACUUGCAAGAAGACUUUAUGGUAAUUCACUGGAAACGAUGGAUUACACGAAUGUUGCAACUACAGUGUUUAGUCCACUUGAAUAUGGUUGUGUUGGUCUUGGUGAAGAGGAUGCAAUUAAGGCAUAUGGAGAAGAUAAUAUUGAAAUAUAUCAUGCUUUUUAUAAACCAACUGAAUUUUUCAUUCCGCAAAAAAAUAUGUCACAUUGUUAUGUUAAAGUUGUGGCAUUGCGUGCUAAUGAUCAAAGAAUUCUUGGUAUGCAUUUUAUUGGUCCACAUGCUGGAGAAGUUAUCCAAGGUUUUGCUGCUGCUAUCAAGUGCAAAAUAACAUUCCCACUUUUAAAGCAAACUGUAGGUAUUCACCCAACAAGUGCUGAAGAAUUUACACGAGUAUUCAUCACCAAAAGGUCUGGAAUGGAUCCAACACCUCAAAGCUGCUGUAGUUAAAAAAAAAAUUGAUUGAAUCAAUUAAACUUUCUUAAAAAUGGUAUUACAAGUUUGCAAUUGAUCGAUAAUUAUCAUUUUUUCAUUUCCAUAUAUUGGAAUUUGAUGAUGUAUUUUUAUAUUGUUUUUUUGGAAAUAUAUUUAAAACGAUUGCAAAAUUAAAAACAUUGAAAAUGCAUUUUUAUUAUUUUUUCUGUUUGAUAUUUAAUUUUUUUUUUUGUUUCUUUCUGUUGAGUUUAUACAUGUACAGUAAUUAGACUUGACAUUUGAAAUUAAAAAUCUACUAUCAGAUAAUUUUUUUUUAUUCUCGAGUCACUGGUGCGUACAAAAAACAUUAUUUUAUAUUAUUUAUUAAUUUUGAAUCUUUCAAUAUUAUAGAGAAAAAACAAAAGAAAAAUUGCAAUUUUAAAUUUGUGCAAUAUAGUAUAUUGAUAUUUAUUGUUUGUAAAUUAUCAUUUUGUUUUUUUUAAUUUAGUAAUUUGUCAUAUUUAAUCAAAAAUUAUCAAUGGUCAAGUUGCUGUUUUUUAAUUUUUUUUAUUUUUAUGAAAAAAAAUGUUCUUAUUGAAAAUGAAAAAAAAAAAAUUAUAAAAGAAUAAGAUACACCGACCAGCAGUGGUGGACCAGCAAUUAUUAUAAUACAUCUAAUUGCAAGUC
This is a messenger RNA of Aphidius gifuensis, 2758 nucleotides long. RefSeq names its product thioredoxin reductase 1, mitochondrial (gene Trxr1). Gene Ontology annotation, cellular component: cytosol; mitochondrion. Lineage: Eukaryota; Metazoa; Arthropoda; Insecta; Hymenoptera; Braconidae. The record is from RefSeq and is a predicted model, not a curated record. The transcript has 5 exons. Gene Ontology annotation, molecular function: thioredoxin-disulfide reductase (NADPH) activity; flavin adenine dinucleotide binding; glutathione-disulfide reductase (NADPH) activity. Gene Ontology annotation, biological process: glutathione metabolic process; cell redox homeostasis; cellular response to oxidative stress. The coding region runs from base 482 to 2107 and encodes 541 amino acids.